AUGGAUAGCAAACUAGACUCAAUAAACUUACAGCAGCGAAAAAUAGAAUGCCAAAAAAUCAUGCAGUCCCACCCUAAUCAAAUCCCAAUCAUCCUUGAAAACGACAAAGAAAUAAACGACAGCAAAACUAUGGAGAACAGAUUUUUGGUCCCAAAAAGAUUCAAAUUUCAGGAGUUUAUCUUUAACUUGAGGAAGAACAUGAAUUUGCCAAAGACCAGCGCAUUAUUUAUAUCAAUAGGAGGUCACUUGCCUGCAUUAGAUAAGACGAUGAUAAGUAUUUAUGAUGAGUUCAAAAAUCCAGAUGGGUUUCUUUAUGUUCGUUACUCAUCAGAAUCAGCUUUGGGGUAA
Blepharisma stoltei is the source of this 348-nucleotide messenger RNA. NCBI's taxonomy places the organism in Eukaryota, Ciliophora, Heterotrichea, Heterotrichida, Blepharismidae. The record is from the annotation of a GenBank genome assembly.